UGCUUAUCUAACUAUCUUUGGAUCUACAUAGCAUCACGCGUUAGCCCGAAGGUAAGGCGCGAUUUGUUCGGUAGGGAUUCUAUGAAGUCUCUUCGGGGGUGUUAGUGGAUCAGAAUCAGGUUGGACAGGUUCAGAUAAUAAAUACUUAAUAAGCCUUGUUCCGUCAGGAACUUGCACGAUUGUUCAACUGUCUAGCUAGAUACCUAGGUACCUAGGUACUUAUUCAUUAUAUUGUCAACAUGGCGGAUAUAGCAGAUACGACGGCUCAAGGUCCUGAGAAUACUGAACAAAAACCUAUCAAAGUCAAAUGGUAUCGAUCAGUCUUUUACAAUGCCACAAUCCUUGGGCUCUGCAGCUUUGCAGCACCGGGGCUAUGGGGAGCGAUGAACUCUCUCGGGGCUGGUGGUUCCCAAUCGCCUUACCUCGUCAACACUGGGAAUGCACUCACGUUCUGCCUUAUGGUAGUAUCUUGCUGGUUGACUAGUAGUGCUGUCAAGUAUAUUGGAAUCACCGGUGCCCUAUUUAUCGGCACCAUCGGUUAUGCUCCGUACAGCGCCGGACUCUAUCUGAAUAACCGAUAUGGUGUCGAAUGGCUUGUUAUUGUCGGGGCUGCCUUCUGCGGCAUAUCAGCUGGAAUCUUCUGGGCGGCAGAAGCAGCAAUUGCCAUUUCCUAUCCCGAGCCGCGCAAUCGGGCGAGAAUGGUCGCCUACUGGUUAACGUGGACUCGAAUUGGUCAGAUCUUGGGAGGAGCCGUGAACUUAGGGCUCAAUAUAGAUCGUAAUCAGGCCGGGAAAGUCUCUUAUACGGUAUACAUUAUAUUCAUCGCCCUUCAGGCAAGUGGCACGCUGAUCGCUCUACUCCUUAAUAAACCAUCGAAGGUCCAACGUCGAGAUGGUACUCCUGUCCAACUUGUUAUCUACGACAACCCCUGGCAAGAGAUCAAAACCACGACAAGCACGUUUCUCACCAAGAAGUUUCUCUUGCUUGUUCUGUGGAUAGGCCAAGGGGUCUACUCGGAAUCCGUCUUUUUCACCUAUAACGCUCUGUGGUUUAGCGUGCGCGCAAGAGCUCUCGGGUCAUUCCUAUCCGGAAUUGUAGCAGUUAUAUGCGGAAACCUCCUCGGAUUGUGGCUAGACCAGCACCAGAUCUCUCUCAAGACAAGGUCCCGCCGCGCUUUCGCAGUCAUCAUGACGUUACAAGGUGCUUGGUGGUUGUGGCUCACGAUCAACGUUACUGAGUAUAACCGGACCCAGCCUAUCUUCGACUGGAACGAUCCCGGAUUUGGAAGGGCAUUCGGCGUUUUCGUCUUCCUCGUUUCUGGCUUCCAGCUUAACUAUAAUUUCUCAUACUUCAUUAUUAGUCAAAUAUCGUCCAGUCCGCAAGAAACGAUUCGUCUUUCGGCGUUGCUACGUGGAACAGAAUCGGCUUGGCAAGCCGUCAGCUACGGAUUAAAUGCAGUUCCUAUCAUCGCAGCCGUUGGCGGCCCUUACAUAAACUUUGGUUUAUGGGGUGUUUCCAUAAUACCGGCUUGGCUGGUGAUCAGAGAUUUUGGUACCGAAGGCGAUAAAUCCGACUUGGAGAGUCAUCUUGAGAUUCAGGCGGAAGAUCUACGAAAAGAUGAAGGUUCAAACUAAAUUCACUGAUAGUAUUCACUACCUAGGUGCUUAAGGUAGAUACUUCAGUCUAGUACUGCGGAUAGGGAUUUUCAGAAAUUUAGUGAUCGGAAAGUCAACAUUCUAUUAUGAUGGACUAGUUAUGUUUUAUAGUACCUAGUUAUGCUUGAGUCACAUGUU
Molecule: messenger RNA, 1793 nt
Organism: Daldinia decipiens
Lineage: Eukaryota; Fungi; Ascomycota; Sordariomycetes; Xylariales; Hypoxylaceae
Product: major facilitator superfamily domain-containing protein
Exons: 2
Coding region: 240-1634 (464 amino acids)
Source: RefSeq, a predicted model, not a curated record